AUCAUCUCUAAUUCUUCACUCAUCAAGAUGCACACCGGCAAGCUGACUCCGCCUGCUGGAAUGACAGCCACGAGUCUGCUCUACCCCGCAGCCCUCUGCGCGUUCAUGGUUCACCAUGGUCUUUCAAAAAAGUCGCUCGCGCCUUCAGGUGCACUCGCCGCCACCUUUGUAGGCCUGGGCACCUUUACCAACAGCCCUUACGUCUUUGGGUCAGUGCUGCUCACAUUUUACUUAUCUUCAAGUCGCUUGACAAAGUUCAAGUCGCAAAUCAAAAAGACCCUCGAGGAGGAUCAUGUGGAGGGAGGUGGCAGAACUGCCAUUCAAGUGUUUUCGAACGGCGCUGUUGGAGCAGCAUUGGCGCUUACCUUUCAAUACAUUUAUUGGACUACGGAAUCUCGGCCUGCUACACUUUUCAUGAGCGAUUGGAGGGCCAGCACUGUGCUCUUUGCCUAUAUUGGACAUUAUGCCUGCUGCAACGGGGAUACAUGGGCGAGUGAGCUGGGAAUUCUCAACAAGUCCUGGCCCACUCUGAUCACCACGCUGAAGAAGGUGCCUCCAGGUACCAACGGUGGUGUCUCACCCUUGGGUCUGGGAGCAUCGUUUGCUGGAGGUCUCUUGAUCGGCGUAACGGCUGCUAUCAGCGUGCUGGCUCAGCUGGCACUGGAGGCCCCGGUCACAUGGCAAUCGAGCAAGGGCUGGACUGGACUGGACGUACUUGUUUCGUCUCUGGAUGCCAAGUUCUUUCUCGCUUUGAUUCUUGCUGGUUCAGGAGCUGGAUUCUUUGGAUCAUUGCUGGACUCGUUGCUGGGCGCCACUGUGCAAAAGUCCAACUACUCGACAAAGAAGAAGGUGAUCACCUAUAAGGCACCGGAGAAGGACGACGAGAUCAAAGCGAUCUCUGGACUGGACAUUCUGGAUAACCACCAAGUUAACUUUUUCUCUUCGCUUAUUAUUGCCCUGACUACGGGAUACCUUUCAUGGAAAGCAUUUUGGUGAAGACUGCCUGCGUGGUAAUAAAGCCGAUAACACUUUUAAGAAUGCCU
Gamsiella multidivaricata is the source of this 1043-nucleotide messenger RNA. Its product is annotated as integral membrane protein DUF92-domain-containing protein. The transcript has 5 exons. Lineage: Eukaryota; Fungi; Mortierellomycota; Mortierellomycetes; Mortierellales; Mortierellaceae. The coding region runs from base 28 to 996 and encodes 322 amino acids. Gene Ontology annotation, cellular component: membrane. The record is from RefSeq and is a predicted model, not a curated record.